AUGCUCGCCUGUAACCUCCUCCUCUCAUGCCUGUCCGUCCUCGUUUCGGGAGCAGCAGUGAGCUAUCCUAGACCCUCAAUCUACGACAAAUCAGCAAAAUACACUCUGAAAGUCAAUGGUACUUACAUGUACACCGUUAGCUAUGCUGGGUACGACUAUGUCCAGCUCUCCAUGGACCAAGGCCAUGCCACUGAAUUCCGAAUCUCUGCUCCAACUGAAACAAGCAUCACGUCUUUCAACAUUUCUCCCAAGCAAUUACCUAUCACUGCCACCACAAGCGGCAACGAGCUCGUCUUCUCGGUUUCUGACGCUCACUAUCUCAUAAUAACCAUCAAUAACCUCAAAGAAUUUGUCAUCAUGGCCGAUCCCUCGGAAACCAAUGUCCCCCCCUCUUCCGGAAACGGCAUCUUCAACGUCCUCAACUACGGCGCCGACAACACUGGCUCUGACAUUACAACAGGCGUGCAAAGUGCCAUGGAUGCUGCUGCCAAAACCCCUGGCAGCAUCGUCUACGUGCCUCCGGGCCUAUAUUACAUCGGGAACUUGAUGCUGCGCUCCCAAACCUCGCUGUACCUCGCCGGCGGCUCUGUGCUACGCUUCACAGGCAACAAAUCUGACUACACCACACUCUUCACUAAGUCUGACGUUGGGCCCGGCACAUGGUGGAUCCAAACCGAGUUCAGUAGCAGCAACAUAAAAGUCUACGGGCGCGGCACCAUAGAUGGAAACGGGUACUUCUCCCUCUAUACCAAUACGUUCAUCGCGGACCUGCUUGUGCCCGUGGACACGACGUCUUUCACGUUCGACGGGCCGUUAAUCCGGGAUUCGUCGUUCUGGGCCGUGACACCUAUCCAAAGUCAAGAUGUCUCGUUCAAGAACCUUAAGAUCCUUAAUCGACAAGAUGUUGGCCAGGAUGAUGGUAUCGAUGUCAUUGAAUCAACGAACGUGCGCGUCACAAGAGCGAUUGCCGUUGCGCUCGAUGAUAGCUUCUCAACUAAGACGUGGCCGCUUAAUCAAGGCACUACGGUGCCGUAUCCCCAUCCGCCGAUGCCGUUGAGUGAUGUGGUGUUCGAUAAUUGUCUGGCCUGGACCGUGUGUUAUGGGUAUAAGAUCGGGCAGGGCGUGUAUACGUCCCAGAAAGGCGUGGUGUUUAAGAAUAGUGUGGUGUACAGGGCAGCGGUGGGGCUGGGGAUUGAUCAUCGGUAUGGAACAGAGAUUGUCAGCAAUGUGACCUUCGAUACAAUUGAUAUCGAGAGCUUGAGUGGUGACAAUGCCGGUCAUGCCACUUGGCUUGCUUUCUUCGUUGAGUCACAAGGGGCAGGAAUUGGACCGAUUGAUGGAGUGAAGGUGAAUAAUAUUCGUGUUAGGAAUGAGGGGAAAUAUAAUGGGUUGUUGGUGGGGUAUAAUUCUUCCGCGAUGGUUAGCGAUAUCACAUUCUCAGAUGUGUAUAUGCUGGCCAACACUACACCAGCUACAACUCUGGGCCAGAUGAAAAUUUUAGAUGUAGCCUAUACAUCUGCUAUAGUAGUUCAGUGA
Messenger RNA from Venustampulla echinocandica, 1536 nucleotides. RefSeq names its product Glycoside hydrolase family 28 protein. Bases 1 to 1536 code for a protein of 511 amino acids. The record is from RefSeq and is a predicted model, not a curated record. NCBI's taxonomy places the organism in Eukaryota, Fungi, Ascomycota, Leotiomycetes, Helotiales, Pleuroascaceae. The transcript has a single exon.